CCUCUUCUCUGCAUGACACUAUAAAUAACACUGAUUGACAUCAAGGUUAGGGCUUUUGCUGUGCCACAACGACUCGCAGAGGAUCAAUAUGUUCGUCUUUUAACAGUCCCUUUGCCUCAUUUUGUGGAUGAAGCGUGUCAGUCAGCUGUGAUGUCCAUCAGGUCAAAGUGAGGCUGUUUGUAGAGAGACAUGGAAGUGGUGCUUCUGCUGUUUCUGCUGGUGAGAGCGUCUCAUGGUAUUGAGACAUCCUGUGAUGCCAGACAGAGUGGAACUCAGUGUUACGGAGCUCUGAAUGGAACUGUGGUUCUGCAUCUGACGGACAUCAUCAGUGGAUAUGAACUUCGCUUUGCUGGACUUAUUAGAAAUCUAGUCUUCGUAAUGAAAAAUCAGAAAGUUGUUUACUUUAAUAAAAAAAACGAAGCAAAAAAUGAUAGCCGUAUUUACUUUGAAACCAAGACUGGGACACUGAGAAUCAAUAAAAUAUGGAAAGAGUAUUCAGACAAUUACACCCUACAAAUAACUAAUGAUUCUAGUGGAGCGACUUCAGACCGAAUAUUACAACUGUCUAUUGAAGCCCCUGUGUCCUCCCCCAGGCUGGUCAUCUCAGAGUGUCUCCCCCAGGGACAGAUGAGGAUGUCCUGCUCCUGUAAGGGGGACAGUCCCUGGUACAGCUGGACUCUGAAUGGACAAGCGCUGAAAGACUCCAGGGUGGUCCAUGAUAAAGAGAGCAGCAGUGUGACUCUGGAGAGAGGCAUGUCCGGACAGCUCACCUGUACUGUUAACAACCACAUCAGUAACGCCACUGUGGACCUGGAUGUGUCAACAUGCAAUGGUACAAAAUACGUUAACUGCACAUCAUCCAAUGGGACAGAGGUAUCAGACUGGGUCAGUCCCACUGGUCCUAACCUGUGUACCAGAACUACCACCACAAACCCCACCACCACUCUGACAACCUCUGGUAAGGGGACUACCAGCGUAGCCACCUCCAGACCCUCCAAUCACACCACCCAGGGCCUGGCCUGGCCAGGGCCUAGAGAUAUGAUAGUGAUUGUAGCAGGGUCAGUGGCUGGAGUCCUGCUCAUCGGUGUCCUUCUGGGCAUUUACUUUGUGCAGUGCAGAAAGAAGACUGCUGCUUCUGCAGAAGAUGAAGGUGAGGUGACCUACGCCGAUGUCCGAUUCGUGACAAAGAACCAGGAUAGACAGAAGAAGAAGAAGCAGCCUCCUGUUGAGGUGGUGUACGGCGAGGUGAAGGUGUCCGGGGCCGCCAGCCGUCAGGAGCAGAGACCCAGCAGGGAAGUAGAGUAUGGCGAGGUGAUGAUUAUGACACGCCCCGGGAGGAAGGUGGACAAGCCUCAGGAGGAAUGUGUGUAUUCAUCUGUACGCUAACACCGUGCCUUAACUGAUGUUCUCAUUCAUGCUCUAGAGCCUACAAUUAGCCCCUACAGUUAUUUAUUUUUUAAAGUCUUGGCAAGUCUUGGCAGCAUUGAGCGUCCCGGUCCCCUCCGUUCUCAAGCACUCUCAUGAACAGUUAGUUCCGAUCAAGUAAUUUGAUUGGACAAAAGGUUUUCGUGCUAUUCUUUGGAGAUAGCAGUUGGCCUACCAGGACUUUAAAGUGUGUGCAUCACUGUGCUUACAUUAACGACCUUUACUGUAUUAGAUGUUGACACAUCGGAAUAUACCACCAAAAAGACAACAGAAUCUCAUUUCGAUGUUUGUUCAUGGGCUAACUUCAACCACGCGGCACGCCCGUAACUGCCAUUAAUUUCUCAUUUGACGUGGUCGGAACCACUCUGGUUCGGGGACAAACUGGAGCUUGGCAAGAUGGAUUCUCACAUGGUCAUGAUCUCCAGAAUCUAACUGUCUUUCAUCUAGCUUGAAUUUCGUUGUUAUGUGCAAUUACAGUAAAGGCAUUCAUUAAUUCAAGGUUACCGUUAUCUUUAAUUUGUAAACAUCUUUAUUUGACCCUUUACUCAGGGGCCUGUUUCCUCUGUCUAUCUGUAACUUCCUCUGUACUUCUCAUCACUUCCCCUUACUCACGAUGCCUUAUAACGGCUUUGUCACCUGUGGUCACUGAAAGAGCACAAAUAGUUUUACAGAGACUUCUCUUUUUGUCUAACACAUCUUUCAGAUUAUAUUUUUUCUCAGAUUUUUUUUUAUUGUGGUUUUUGGGUUCUUACUUGUAAGGAAAUGUAAAUAGUUCCAUAUGUAUAUAUUUUAUAUGUUAAGUAAAGUAUAAGACACAUUCAUGGGAGGUAUGUUAUUAUUUUAUAAAUUCUUUACACAAUUAUAUAAUUAUGAAAUCACAGCUCUGGAAUAAAUUAAGAGACCACUGCACCUUAAAGUGAUGAAAAGGACAAUAAUGAGUGAGGAUCAGACGGGUAAAAUGUAAUCGGCCACGGGAAAUUUUAUCCUGGUGUUCCUCACUCAAAAUGUUCAUUCUCAACUUAUUUCAAAAGGAAAGGUGCAGUGGUCUCUUAGUUUUUUUCCAGAGCUGUAUGUCAUUUCAAUGGCACAAUCUUUUCAUAGUAGUGGUGAAAAUUCAACUGUAACUAUCUACCAGUUUUGGGUGUAAAAAAACUGCAGUUGUAGCUGGUUCCCUGGGUACAGUGCCUACCACCAA
This is a messenger RNA of Hypomesus transpacificus, 2620 nucleotides long. RefSeq lists its product as uncharacterized. NCBI's taxonomy places the organism in Eukaryota, Metazoa, Chordata, Actinopteri, Osmeriformes, Osmeridae. The coding region runs from base 190 to 1386 and encodes 398 amino acids. The record is from RefSeq and is a predicted model, not a curated record. The transcript has 6 exons.